Molecule: messenger RNA, 2352 nt
Organism: Colletotrichum godetiae
Lineage: Eukaryota; Fungi; Ascomycota; Sordariomycetes; Glomerellales; Glomerellaceae
Exons: 7
Coding region: 1-2352 (783 amino acids)
Biological process (GO): metal ion transport; transmembrane transport
Cellular component (GO): membrane
Molecular function (GO): metal ion transmembrane transporter activity
Source: RefSeq, a predicted model, not a curated record
AUGAGGAAGCACAUCAGCCAGCAGCGCCGCAAGAGCUCGCAUACGACCGGUGGUGGCGAAGGUGCUACACGUAGUACUCCCAACAACUCCAAGGACGACCAGAGGCCUAUCAAGCGGUGGUUCCAUCUUCCUGCGAACAACGUCGCGUGGGUGAUGGACCUCGUGCAGCGGAUCUGCGCGGUGGACGGGCGGCCUGAUGCAGAGUGUAACCGGAUUAUUACCUUCAUCGAGGAGACGUUUCAGGAGAUUCGGAUUAGUGCGCCGUAUCGGAAGCCGCAUUUUCGGAUGGAAGCUGCUACUGCUGCUGCUGCGGGGGCGACGACGGAUGGGAGUGGUGGGAAUGGGAUGCCGGAGGUGAGUCUUGGGCCGGAGACGCCGCCGUCUGGAUCGGUGGUCCCGACGCCGCCGCCCAGAUCGCAAAUGUUCUCCCUGGUACUUCCCGUCAUUGACGUCGAUCUUGACGAGGGCACGAAGAGGAGUCUUCAGGAUGUACACAUUGGCGAUGAGGCCAAGCUAUUCCGACCUAUGGAAAUGGUAGGUGGCGGCGUGGUAGCUCUACCGGCUGCUGCUGCAGGGAGUGAUAGGAGAGUGCCGCCGGUCCAGAGACCGCAUCCUCUCAGCGCGAUGCCGACAAAUCUGCAGCACUACCUCUUCCCUCACCUGGCGCACUUUGACGCCAUGGCCAAGAUGCGCGCGACGUUUACGAAAUCUGAGCUUCACGUUCCGAGAUCGCUGGAUCAGUCUUACCACGAGAGUCUCAGCGCAAGCGACCUUGCGCUGCGGAACGAAAGCCAGGUGUUAUUCCGGUAUCUUCGGCGCGUGGAGGGACGACUAGCUGCUACAGCUGCGUCUGCGGCAGGCACCACGACAAUGGGGACUACGGCAGCGGGAUCGACUGCAGGUGACACGAUUGCAGAGGAUGUUAUGGGGAAGCAACCUCUCACAGAAGAUGGAAUCGCGUCGACGAGGGUGCAGAAGACGCAGCAGCAGCACCAGCAGAGCCCGUUUGAUCGGCAUGCGCAGAGGGCGUAUUCGAGGCAGAGCAGCUCCAAGCAGAAGAAGACGGACGGGACGAAAGCGGAGCUGGGGAGGAUGGCGGGGAGGCAGGACCAGGCUAGUAGUGUGCAGGCCAAGAUUUCGAGGGAGAAGAGGAGGAUGGAUACGGAGAGAAGGAAGCAGAUUUUGGUUGUUGCGCAGCUUUGGAUUUGGAGGAUUGAUGAGCACACCAUCAUCACCGCGUUCCCUGAUCGGUGGGAUAACAAGAACGCCAAGACGCUGUUAAACCAGAUCAAGCACCGCGUGCUGGGUGCCAGGGACAUGCGGUCCGAAAAUACGGACAUGAUGCGCGUCGUGGAGAGUAUUCUCGAGAGCGCAGUGGGAUACAGCGAGGAGGAGUUCCACUUCCAGUUCGAGGGGCCGAGGAGCUAUUGCAACAUCUUUGCGGCGUCCAUCGCUCAUGUUUCCAACGAGGCAAUGAAGCGCUACGCCAACUUCAAAGCCUCCAUCAGCAAAAUGGGCACAUCAAAGACGGUCCUCGACGACCUCCGCGCUGAGAUCGAGCUUCUGCAGGAGAUUGAUGACGUCCGUGAGGAGAUUAACAUGAUUAAGCGGGUUCUUCGAUCGCAGGAGCGGGUAUUUGACGGGUUCCGCGAGGCGGAGGCGGAGCGGAUUGGAAGUUCAUGCGGUGGAGUCGGAGUCGGGGAGAAGCAAGGUGUCGUUAAGCCGUAUAAGCACCCGACGUUGGAUUUCUUCAAGAGGUUGGAAGAGGAUGCGAAUCGGGUUCGGGAUUCGAUUACGACGUUGUUGGAUUUGAGGCAGAGGGAGGCUAAUAUCGAGGAGGCUCUAUCUGCGAGCGAGCAGUCGAAGAUUCUGUUCAUCUUCACUGGAGCGACGGUCGUGUUUGCUCCGUUGUCUUGGGCAACAGGCAUCUUUGACAUUUCCAUCGAGGGCGUACCAUCACCAAUCAGCGCCGGAACCCUCAUACUCACAUGUGUCCUAAGUCUAGUCGCAACCCUGCUCCUCAUUGCCCUCUCCCUUCAAAUCUAUGAAUUCAUCACAACAGGCAAAGCAAAGCACCUCUACCGGCGCGUCUCCAACUUCUUCGAAGCCCACAAGCUGGAGAAGCUGGCGGCCGCGAACCAGAGCAAGUCACCGCCCUCAUCUCUGGGCGCGUCGACCCAACUUAGCAGGUUGAGGAGGUCGUCUCUCUCGCAGCCUGUGGCUAGUACGACGGCCAACGAGAAAAAGAAGAUGCAGAGUGUGAGGAGGCGGCUUGCUGCGUUGCGGCCGAGGAGAGGGCUCAGGGGUGUUGGACGCGAUGAGGAGAGGGAGGUUACGGGGAAGCAGGCUUGA